ACACAAAUAAAUACAGUAAACAAGUUCCUACAUUUUCCCUACCUGAAUGCUUUCUCGUCUUAGCCGCACUCCUCCACCACCACUCGCAAUGGCGGCGCGUGUUCUCCCACGCGCAUUCCAUCCCACCGCCGCCGCCACAUCCGCCAUGACGAACUCUCAUUUCAUUACUCCUCCGUCGUCUACAGUGGCGACUCAUAUGAAACCUUCGUUAAUUAUUGGUCGGGAGUUUCAUUAUUAUUAUGGAUUGAAUUGCAAUUCCGAUAGGAGAUGGAGUGUUGCUGGAAUGAAUGGUAAAGUCUUUGCUUCUCAGAGAGAGUAUAGGAAGUCUAGUAAACGGUUGCAGUUAAAGAAGAAGAAAGAGAAAGAGUUGGAACUUAGUGUAAAUAUUUGCAUUGAACAACAAUUGCCAGAUGAUCCUGAAAUUCUGGAUAUCGCUGAACUGCUUCGUCUUAAUGUUCCAAUGGCUAUGAAAUUAGCAUUUGAUGAUUUGAAAGAUUCAGAGUAUCAAACGAGGGAUAGAGCAAUUAAUGACGUUGGUUGCUUUGAAAGUGUUGAAUUAUCAGUAAUGCUUUGCAACGAUGAGUUCAUCCGCGAACUUAAUAAGGAUUGGAGAGAUGAGGAUAGGCCUACUGAUGUCCUCUCAAUGUCUCAACAUACACCUGAACUUGAGCUUCCGAUUUUAAUGUUGGGGGACAUUGUGAUUUCAGUGGAGACAGCAGCAAGGCAAGCAGAGGAAAGGGGGCAUAGUUUACUGGACGAGAUACGCAUCUUACUGGUUCAUGGUUUGCUACAUCUUUUGGGGUUCGAUCAUGAGAUUAGUGAUGAAGCUGAAGCUGAAAUGGAGAAAGAAGAGGAGCUCCUUCUAAAAAGUCUCGGGUGGAAGGGAAAAGGAUUAAUUCAGAGCACAUAUGAUGCUGAGGCUGCUGGAAGUCCUCCUUUGGAGAACAAUGACAGGAAGAAAGAAGGGAGUCUUCGAUUUUACAAACCAAAGUUUAGCUACAUCUUCUGUGAUAUGGAUGGUACCCUCCUGAACAGCAAAAGUCAGAUUAGUUCAGCAACUGCUGAAGCUCUAAGAGAGGCCACUUCCAGGGGUGUAAAAGUGGUCAUAGCUACUGGAAAAACUCGUCCUGCUGUCAUUGCUCUACUCAAGAGUGUAGGUUUAGCUGGAAAAGACGGCAUUGUUUCAGAGGUUUCUCCAGGAGUAUUCGUGCAGGGGUUGCUCGUCUAUGGCAGACAAGGCCGGGAAAUUUCUCGAAGAAACUUGGAUCCGGUUGUGUGUAGAGAGGCAUGUCUCUACUCUCUUGAGCACAAGGUUCCUCUUGUUGCAUUUAGUGAGGAUCGGAUCUUAACAUUGUUUCAUCACCCUCUUGUAGAUUCACUUCAUACCAUAUAUAAUGAGCCAAAGGCUGAGCUUAUUCCUUCAGUCGAGCAACUAUUGGCAGGGCCAGACAUACAGAAGGUGAUCUUCUUAGAUACUGCGGAGGGAGUGAGUACUGCAUUAAGACCAUACUGGGCGGAGGCAAUUGGAGAUAAUGCCUCUGUUGUCCAAGCUCAACCGGACAUGCUGGAAAUUGUUCCUCCUGGAACUUCCAAGGGCAGUGGAGUAAAAGUACUUCUUGAUCAUUUGGGUGUCAGUCCUAAGGAGAUAAUGGCCAUAGGUGAUGGGGAGAAUGAUGUGGAGAUGCUUGAGUUGGCUUCCCUUGGUGUUGCUCUCAGUAACGGAUCAGAGAAAGCAAAAGCUGUUGCAGAUGUGAUUGGUGCCAGCAAUGAUGAUAAUGGAGCAGCUGAUGCAAUCUACCGUUAUGCUUUUUGAGUUUGUCUUCAGGAAUCGAAUAACGAAACCGGGAAAUGAGAAGGUUAAACAUACCCUUUCAUAAAUUAUUAAAGGUUUAUUUUUCUAACUCAUUCAAUUCGAGGAAACUUCUCAUUAGCCAGCAAUAGGCUGAAGUGGAGCAAUUCACUCCCUUCUUCAUUCAUACCAUAGGCCACUUAUCUUCUUGUCGUCAUUUACCUUCGGAAACAAUGAGGAAAGAAGCAUAUUUUGUAUCUGCAGAGAACAUCAUUUUUUCGCCCUGAAUAUUGGGUGUGUCAAUGAUAUCUUAUACUCAUUACAUGUAA
Messenger RNA from Lycium ferocissimum, 2118 nucleotides. RefSeq names its product endoribonuclease YBEY, chloroplastic-like. NCBI's taxonomy places the organism in Eukaryota, Viridiplantae, Streptophyta, Magnoliopsida, Solanales, Solanaceae. The transcript has 12 exons. Gene Ontology annotation, biological process: rRNA processing. The record is from RefSeq and is a predicted model, not a curated record. Gene Ontology annotation, molecular function: metalloendopeptidase activity. The coding region runs from base 47 to 1813 and encodes 588 amino acids.